Mytilinidion resinicola is the source of this 1710-nucleotide messenger RNA. RefSeq lists its product as uncharacterized. The transcript is spliced from 3 exons. Lineage: Eukaryota; Fungi; Ascomycota; Dothideomycetes; Mytilinidiales; Mytilinidiaceae. Bases 157 to 1335 code for a protein of 392 amino acids. The record is from RefSeq and is a predicted model, not a curated record.
CGCAAACUCGCAAUAAAUCAACGGCCACACACCCCCGAUCGCUCUCUUCUUCUUCCCAUUCUUCCGUGAUACCCAUUUGCCGCGUUCUUCAUUUCUUGCCACCAGCUGCCGGUCCAUGACUACCCUCCAAGAGCGAUAGCCGCAUCCACAACCCUCAUGUACAAGCCGUCGAUUCUGAGGCCUGCGCUUCACGUCGCCCGCCAGACCCCAAUAAGGGUGUCUCGACCAUUUAUCCGUCAUGCGAGCACCGAAGUCAAAGUCCAGCGGGUGCGCUUCAAGAAGCGCAUGUUCACCAGAGUAACGCUCGCCUCAUUAUGUCUCUAUAGCGCCGCAUACUACACAUAUUUCCAAAUCAUAGGCCGCCAGCUCGACCGACUGGAUGAAGGCGAGGGAGUGGCGAAUCCUGGUCGGGGCCCCGCAGACUCAACUCUCGACGAGGACGACGAACUCGAGCCCAUAUUCAUUCCCCUGGGACUCACGAAAGCGAGGCCGAAGACAUAUUACAAAGGCUCGGAUCCAGAAUGGCAAGAAUUUAGGAAACUUGCGCCGGACCAGAAGAAGCAUGCGAGGAUGCGAGAUCAACUCGUCACAAUAGUACGAACGCAAAUAGCAAACGACAAGCGCUUCAAGCCCCGCAUGGGCGACAUCAACAUCACCUUGGGCGCCCACUGGCUCGACAUCACAUUCCCAGACGGCCCUCCUACAGAAUACGAGCGAUCCGGCAUUGAGAUCGGCGACCACAUUGCCUGGACCGCUCGCCCAGUCAGCGAACUCAACUACCAUCGCUUAAAUCGCGCUCUCUACCCCUCUGCGGUCUUCUCGUCCGUCCUGGCUAGCUCGAAAUACCUUGUAGACAGGCAGACGCAGAUGGUCAAGAGAUUUUUCAAUCUUCCUGUUAGUGAGGAGCAGCAGAAACAACAAUAUCGAAAUAGCAUUCUUAGGAAACCGACUACGCCUACAGGAAUAGAUUCAAAUGCUGAUGCUGACGCCACUCAGCGCUCCUCUGUUCCGCCUCCACCGCAAGUCCCACAAGUCCCUGGAUCGAAUCCGCAGGAGAAGAACGUAGCGUUUCCAGACUUCUCACCAGCACCUCCCAAGUCUAUGGCCCUUUCCAUCUUUGCGAGCACUCUUGCCAAGAACUGGCAGGCCUUCAAGCUCGAACCUCCCCGCGGUACCGUGGUAGUAUCGGGAUUGAUCGAGAUCAAGGGGUCCAAGGCGCGGAUGACUAUGGAUGUAAAUGCAGCGUAUGAUCCGAAGCAGGACAAAUUUGUCAUGCUCCAGGGCGCCAUUAGGAGGAUACAAGACAUGAGCCAGAGACCUAAGGGCGGUAAUUAGGGCUCUCUGGGUUGCUUACUUUCGUUUUCGUUUUCUAACUGUUCGAUGCUAGGGCGGAGGCGUUCAAAGCGUUGACCAGCGUGCAUAGGAUCCGGCGUGGUUUCAGGCAUUUCAGCUCUCUUUACUAGGAGGAUGGCGUCUUGGGUUGAUCAACACUCUCCAGCGUGUCAAUCAGGGGUUAUUAAAGCCUGAUAUCGAGUUCAGGACGGAUGCUUCUCUGAAGUCAGCGGCAUAGAUAGCUCGGUGUAAGCCUCCAAAUUAAGCGUUUGUUUUCCAGUUCGUUCGUUGUUUACUUUUCUUCUCACUUACUUGUGACUGUACAAAGUUCUCGAAUACAUUUCGGCAAAUCCAGCCGACGCAUACAGCAACGGUUUU